Plenodomus lingam JN3 is the source of this 117-nucleotide messenger RNA. NCBI's taxonomy places the organism in Eukaryota, Fungi, Ascomycota, Dothideomycetes, Pleosporales, Leptosphaeriaceae. The record is from RefSeq and is a predicted model, not a curated record.
AUGGAUAUUAUCCUGAAACUGCAAGAGUGGCUAGAAAUCCUGUAUGAGGAGGGCGUGGUGGGAAGAUUGAACAAGCCAAUUUAUGUCGAGGAUAUUCGAAAAGCAAUGGUUAUUUGA